This is a messenger RNA of Sphenostylis stenocarpa, 843 nucleotides long. Lineage: Eukaryota; Viridiplantae; Streptophyta; Magnoliopsida; Fabales; Fabaceae. The record is from the annotation of a GenBank genome assembly.
AUGCUGGGUGUUCCUUCUCCUCCACCUUUUGCAGACCCCUCCACUGUUGGAUCCAGAAUAGUCAAUGGUGUGAAUUAUGCCUCAGCUGCUGCCGGGAUUCUUGAUGAGUCAGGGAGAAACUAUGGUGAUCGGUUUAGCAUGAACCGGCAAGUCCUGAACUUCGAGAACACGUUGAAUCAGUAUAGGACAAUGAUGAAUGCAACUGCAAUGAACCAAUUCUUAGCCAAGUCCAUAGCAGUUGUGGUGACCGGAAGCAAUGACUACAUCAACAACUACCUUAUGCCUGGCUUAUACAGCUCCAGUUCUAGUUAUACUGCCCAGCAGUUUGGCAAUCUUCUUGUCAAUAGUUUGGGGCGACAAAUUUUGACACUUCAAAGUUUGGGGUUAAGGAAGUUCUUCCUAGCAGGAAUUGCGCCACUGGGUUGCAUCCCUAAUAUUCGAGCGAGCGGUUUAGCCCCAGCAGGAAGGUGCGUGGACUCGAUUAAUCAGAUGGUUGGACCCUUCAACGAGGGGCUUAGAUCAAUGGUGGACCAACUCAACAGAGAUCAUCCUGAUUCCACGUUUGUGUACGCAAACACUUACCAUGUCUUGGGCGAUAUCCUAAACAACCCUGCAGCAUACUCGUUUACUGUUGUGGAUCAAGCUUGCUGUGGGCUAGGAAGGAACAGAGGUCAAAUAACAUGUCUCCCAUUUCAACUUCCAUGUCUAAACAGAAAGCAGACUGUGUUUUGGGAUGCCUUCCACCCAACUGAAUCAGCACUUUAUGUGAUUGCUUGGAGAGCUGUCAAUGGACCUUCUGAUGAUAGUUAUCCUAUUAAUCUCAAACAAAUGGCUCUCAUGUGA